AGCUCCGUCGAUCGUCCACCGUCGUACGAUCGACUCUGAUCGUCCGAUCGUAGCCGGGUAGUGCUUUAAAUCUGGGGCAACACAGGCGGUUCCCAUGCUAAAUUACCGCCUCGUGUCGACGCACUUCCUCAAACAACCAUAGAUUCUCGCACCGGCACAACGGUCCCCGGGCAAGGUCGUAAAAAUGUGCAGAGAUCGGGAUAUGCUACUUCGAUGAAUUGCUCGACGAUUGAACUGUUGUCCGUACUGUGUCGCCGUUGACAAGCUAGAGAGCGAGAGAGAGACCACAAGAGAGUGAGAGAGCGAGGGAGAACGAAUAACAUCAGCCAGCGGUUUUUCAAUUUUUCUUUUCGGGAGCAAACGAACGAACGAUAGAGAGAGAGAGAGAGAGCCCAAACGAGGGAAGAGUGCUACCACCACUGCACGACCAUCUAAUACAUCUACUACUACUACUACUACUACUACUGCUACCACCACCAGCGUUACUACUACUUUUUGGGGGAGCGCCAGAGGAGGCGCCUGGUUGCUGUUACACACAGUCCUUGGCCCGGCAGGCGGAAAUCCGGUCACCAGCGUUAUCCUGUGAACCGGCGAUUCGCCUGAGCGAUCGCCACCCGUCUUGCGGUCGCGAGCGGCGAGAGAAAAGCCGGCAGGACGGACAGCGCAUGUCCCAACCAACACGCCGAAAGCACACGCGCCUCUCACAACAGUUGUUGACCACCGUUGUUGGCACAUUCAUCUGGCUGCCACCACUUAGGUCACUGCGCUAGGCGGGAACGUAACCCUCUGUCCACCGAUCAGCAUCGAUCAGGAGCGCGAGGAUCCGGAAAGCGCCAGCCGGAGUUGCAAGUUGUGUUUAUCCGUUAUUACGCCGGGCAAACGGAGGGCCCUAGUGUUCGGUGAUCGUGUUCUGUGGUCUCUCCACCACAGAGGCGUCAGUGUUUGCGGCACGAAAGUUGUAGCAAGGCAGUAGCAGCAGCAGCAGCAGCAGUAGCAGAGUACCAUUACGCGCGCCGAGACGAGGGUAGUAGUAGUAGCGAACCGGGUUCACAGCGGGCGCCAACACACUGUGCUCUGUUGUGCGCCGCUCGGUGUCGUUCGGCCGCGAAGAUUCCACCCAAAAUUGAAGCAUUUGCCAAAAACUGCUGGGAAACUGUAACCGCUUGUGUGUGCGGCAUGCGUCGCCCGUCACUGGGACAGAAUGAAGACGACCUCAGUCGUCUGACAACGAUCAUCUCCCCGACCAGCAUCAGCCUCUCGUCGAACGGUCAAUCCGACCCGGUGUUGGCAGGUACGGCGAACCAUGAUCAUGAUGUCAGCUGCAGCCGGAAGACAAAUAGCAUCAACCACAGCAGCAACAACAACAACAACAACAACGGUAUCUGCAACAGCACCAGUAGUAGCAGCAGCAGUAGCAGCAGCAGCACCACUAGCAGCUCCAGUAGCAGCCACGGUAGCAGCAGCAGCAGCACCAGUAGCAAACACAGCAACGGCAGCAGCAGUAGUAACGGCGGUGUUGGCGGUGGUGGUGGUGGCGGAAGCAUCAACCGUAGCAACAUUAGUAGCAGCAGCAGCAACAGCAGCAUCAACAGUAGCGAAAGUCGCAAUGAAGUAGCGAGGAAGACGGUUGGCGGCGGCAGCGGCGGUAACAUCGUCGCGGCGGGUGAAGGAGGCGCUGGAGGGGCGGGUGGUGGAGAUGGGUUUACUAGCCCCGAACCGUCUCCACCGCCACCUCCGCCGCCGACGGUGCUGGUGAACCAGUACCUGCCGAAUCUGAUCAACUCGUCCGAGUGGCAGAACUGCCGGAAGCGCAAGGAGCGCCAGGACAGUACGUCCUCGAUCAGCCAGGACCGGAAGCUGAUCCGAUCGAACAGCGAGGAGCACCUGCCGAACUGUGCGGAGGUAAUACGGCGCGUGUCGUCGCACGAGGACUUCAAAAAGCGCCCGCCGGCCGUAGAGAUUUCCAUCGGCAAGGAGAACAUCAUCGCCGAGGAGGAACCGGCCGACGGUGAGGAACGGGCCGACGAGCAGCACCACCGGCAGCAGGUGUUCGAGAAGAACCUCAAGAACAGUGCGGACGAUUUGAAGAAAUUUUUCAUCGGCAGCGUCGAGAGUGUCGGCAACGGUUCUGAUGGUCCCUUCGGCGGUGCCAGAGAGCACCAACGCCAGCCCCACCACCACCAUCAUCAUCAUCAGCAGCAGCAUCUGCACCAUUCCGGGAGUAAGUCACAGUUGCAGCAGCAGCAGCACCGUCUAUCGCCGUGCCGCGAUAUCCUGAAGUCGCGCCGUGACUCGGACAGCGAACAGGACUGCGAGCACGAACGUCGGCGGCACUGCGAGCGGUUCUCAAAGACUCGCCCUCCGCCCGGUCGCAAGUCCGUGUCGCCGCGGGCUCGCAAGCAAUCGUCCAAGUUUCACCACGGACCCACAACGGCGGCCAUGGUGAAGGACCGUGCCGGACACGUGGCCGUGCUGACGGCCGGAAGUGAGCAUUUCUACUCGAAACAUGACACACACUCGAGCGUGUCGAAAGCGACGGACCGACGAAGCGGAGGUCUGGGACGCGUUGCCAAGUCGGAUCCGCGAUCGGUCGCGGCCUUCCUACAGCAAACCAUCGGCAGCGGCCAUCAGGAUUCGCCGAUGGGCGAUACAACGCCACUGGCCGACUACAACGACAACACCGUGUUGGAGAAGAACCAGGCCGCCGUGCUGGAGAUGGAAUCGACGUCGGAACCGGGUCAGGACACCAGCGAAGAGCCACUGUCGCCGCGCGAAAAGCUUCCCUGGGGCCAAUCGUACCCCGACGAUACGCCGGCGCUCGUGUGCCAGCGGUUCGCCGACGACAAGUUCGAUCACGCCAAGCGCAUGGACUCGGUGUCGCACGCCAAACUGCGGCCCGUGUCGUCCGGCGGUUCGCUGAAACUGUACGGUGCGUACCACCGGAGCGAGGACAGUGCGGGCGUCACGGGCGGACCCAAGUCAGCCGUGGCACCGGUGGCCAACAAUAUGUUCGAUGAGCGCGUGAAGACGAUCAGCCGGAAGCUGAGCGGGCUGAAGAAGAAGGUGACCCAGUUCGAAGACCGGUUCGAGCGCGAUCACGGGUGCCGCCCGACGCACGGUGACCGAUCGGCCGACCCGGCCAUCAAGAGCAUCGUGGUCGAGAUGCACAAGCUGCGCCGGGAGAAGAACCAGAUCAGGGCCGAUCUGGUGGUGUUCUCGUCGAAGGGUGGCCCACAGGCGGCAGGCGGUGGAACGGAGGCGCACGACGACGAGAAACGUCUCGGCAAGAUGAAGGAUACCAUCUCCGAUAUCGAGAAGCGUUUGACGGAGAAACGUGAAACGGAUCAGCGGAGUGAAAACCUGGACCUCCUGUCGAACGACCAGCUGACGGAGGAAAAGGCGUCCGUGCAGCGUGCCCUGCUGUACCUGGAGUCGAUGUAUGGUCGACCUGCGAGCCGUGAUGAACGGGACGCGGCCCGGCCACUGUACGAUCGGUAUCGGCUCAUCAAGCGCCUAGUGAACCGCGCCAACUCGAUCAGUGGCCCGUGCGGCGUGGCCAACUCUCAGAUGCCAACCAUCCUCGAACACGAGGCACUCGCCAUCAUCGGCACCUCGACCCCGUCCACCGAUAUUUCUCCUCCGUCGGCCACUUCGACGCUACAGUCACCGACGGACACGGGUGGCAGUAGCGCACCCACCUCCGGUGCUGCCGGAACCCAAUCAGCGGACGACUCGGAAGCAUCGACCACCACCACGACGACCAGCUCCGCUACCGAGAACAUCCACUCGAUGACGGCGGACGAGCUGUGGCAGCACUACGAUACGACGCGCGACGAAAAGAAGGAGCUGCGCCGCACGAUCAAGGAAUUCGAGCAGCAGUUCGAGGAAACGACCGGACGCAAGAUGCUAAAGUCCGAUCGUAAAUCCAUCGAGGACACGUACGCUCUCUACAAGCAAAAGAAGGCGAAGCUCCGGCUAAUCGAUGCGCUGUUCAAGAAACAAAUGCAAAUCUAGAGGAGAUUCCGUGUUUUUCCAUGUUUGUAAUGGAUAAUGGAAAUUUUCCGUGCGUGUGGCGCUGUCUUAUGUCGUGAAUGUGCUCCCAGUUCGGUUCCAAACAUAUGCGAAAACCUAAGGCAAAAACACUAAAUCCCCUUUGUUUACUUACCCAACAACCGCUCUCGGUGUAUGUCUAUGCUUUUAAAUGGUUUCUAAUUUACAACACGAGUGGAAAAGUUUACUUUAUUGAUGGUCGUUGAGCAUCAGAUGCGACAGCAAGGGCAGCAGAAAGGCAGUGGUGAAAAACUGACGAUAAGUGCAUGUAACGUGCUUUUGUUUUUUUUUUCACCACUAGACUUUAUCACUUGAUCAUGUUUGGAAUGGUUGAGUUUGAAAAUAAUUUUUCUUAUUUUAUGCGAACUCCAGUUCGGCGCGCGCUUAACUUCUCUGUUCCACGUGGCGUAUGGUAACCUGUUACUAAUAUAUGAGAAGACUAUUACUUUGUUUUAAGUAUUUUUAACCUAAGAUAAAUGCACGAACGGAAGUAGCGCGAAUGGGGAUAAGAAAGACAACGCAAAAGCAAGGCAAGCGGCCGAGGCAAACAAGAAGAGAAGAUUAAUGGACCCGGAGGAGAAAAUGUGUGAUUAUAUGAAUGUGAGAUACAUACGCGUGAUGAAGCGAUAAGAGAGAACGCAGAGCGAGAAAAAAAAGAAACAAAAAAAUCAGGCUCUUAACAGACUGAUACCGUGGUUUUGAGAGGCCAAAGUGGUCGGAGCAAAGCGUGUAGAGUAUGUUGCGUGGCGGGACGAUAAGCAAACACUGAAGCAGUACAAAACGCUGCAGAACCCUCACACAGGAAUGAGGUAAAACGAUACAAAUAAAUAAAAAGAGAAACAUACAAAUUCACAGAAACCACACUUACUUACACUUACUUAGCUUAGUGAGAAAUAUUUGAGAAAACAAAAAUACUUUCGUAAACGAAAAAAAAGGGUGAAUACAAAACGGACACAUUCAUACACACAGCUGCUCCCCACACAACAGAGCCCGCAGCCCCUUGGUGCAGGAAAGCAGAGGAAGUAAACCAAAACAAAACAAGAACCUAUAUACAAAUAUUUACAAAAUUAAGAACAAAAAACGGCGAAGACUUGUUUUCUUUCGGAAAUCUUUGAGAUUAGACAACAGAAAGUGAAGGAGAAACGAAAACAAAAAACAAACGACAGUUAGCUAGUGAGAAACAAAAGGAAACAAACCUAAAAAAAAGCACUACAAUAUGGAUCUUAGUAAAUACUACCCGACCGUAAGUUUCGGCCAGGAUCGGCCUGUUUUCGGAAAGCACGAAGUGAUUUUGAUUCUAAGAUUGUUGUCCGUAUUAUUUGUUGCGAUGUGGCGUUUUAGUUUUUCCACCUUUGUACCUUUUUCGGUUUUGUCCGCUGUGUGGCGCGUGAACCGGUAGCUUUUUAACCGUGCAAACAAAUAUCAUGGACUCCAUGCUAAACUGAAAAUGAACACAAUGCUCUAGAACGUUAUACCAUAGUCAAGAAACAAUAUACAUACAAUACACUGGCGCGAGCACCGUCUCGUGUCACUACAGUUAAGUUAUUGUAUGCUACUGAAAUAGAUCUUUUAUUCGCAUUCAACACACGAACAAGCGCCAGAGCGCGGAUGGGCGAACGAUGUUGACCGGAAUUUACGAGUAUUUAAAGUGCGAAAAAACAAAAUCAACAUCUAGCCACUUACCGAACCAAACUCUUCCCUUUAUAUCGAAUAGUCCUCCUCAACGCAUCUUAGAUACAGCAUCUUUUAGAGACGGCAGAGGUAUCCAAACAAGUACACGUUAGAAGACAUAUUAGCAGAGCAGAGUGGUUUAUCAACAAGUGCAACAGCGGUUUUGGUAGCUCUUUAACAGGUACUCUUCUGACGCAUUACUCUCUUACAGUUAUGAUUACGAUUAUGAUUAUUCCUCCCCCCUUUCCUGAUGAUGCGGACGGAUGAUAAUGUUUGCUCGGACACACCUAGCGAGAUAGGCGCUAUAAGUUCUCAAAGAACGAUUUAUUAACGUAAUUUGUAAUCGGUAUGAACGAUGAUGAACACGGAACAGUCUGCCGAACGCGAGGAGGAGAGAUCGAUGAUGAUCGGUGCGUUUUGUAGAAAUGUGCGCAGCGGAGUGAAUGCAAAACUCAACAAUAAUAUGUAAGCCAUUACGAUGUGAACAUGUAUGAACGUUAAACUGGUCAAAAUGGUUCUUAAAGAAUAAAGCUGGUCGUGUGAAGUAAUAUUGAAAGAUUAACUGA
This is a messenger RNA of Anopheles cruzii, 6287 nucleotides long. Its product is annotated as protein FAM13A. NCBI's taxonomy places the organism in Eukaryota, Metazoa, Arthropoda, Insecta, Diptera, Culicidae. The transcript is spliced from 3 exons. Bases 1177 to 4014 code for a protein of 945 amino acids. The record is from RefSeq and is a predicted model, not a curated record.